Messenger RNA from Theobroma umbraticum, 2463 nucleotides. RefSeq names its product golgin Putative 2 (gene GC2). The record is from RefSeq and is a predicted model, not a curated record. Lineage: Eukaryota; Viridiplantae; Streptophyta; Magnoliopsida; Malvales; Malvaceae. Gene Ontology annotation, cellular component: Golgi membrane; Golgi cisterna. Gene Ontology annotation, biological process: retrograde transport, vesicle recycling within Golgi; Golgi organization.
CCUGUCAUUGGCGUGGACCUUUCACGUGCCGUAACUUUUCGAUAACUUCGCAUCAGUCUGUGACCUUCACCGUCAACACGGCCCAACCAUUCCCUCGCCUUUGAUCGAUCAAACCUCGGCUAACACCAAGCUGUCAGUUUAGUACUUACUCCCGACCAAAUCUCUCCUUCGCCUUCUGUUUAACUCAAAUUCUUUCUUCAGAACCAGAAAAAAAAAAGGGAAAGGGCGCAAGCUAAAAUGUGCUGAUUAACAAAAAAAUAAGGAAAAGGGAACAAGGUUGGAAUGGCAAAUUGGAUCUCCUCCAAGCUCAAAGUCGCAGAAACUCUCCUUCAACAAAUCGAUCAGCAAGCGGCGGAAUCGCUUGGGAAGAAUGAGAAGGCACCGUCCGAUGAGAUAAAAUUCGACACUCCUACCAAAACCAGUGGAGUUGUGUCUUUGAAGGAUCAGUUAAAAAAGAAAUCACAAGAAAAUAAUGAUUAUCAAGGCACUUUCAGUGAUCCCAAUGCUAACUUAUCUUAUAGUAAUAAUAAUGGUAAUAAUAAUAAUAAUAGUAAUAAUAAUAAUUCAGUUCAUGUUUCGAAUCGGGACAAAGAAGUUUCGACCACGAAAGCUCCAUCAAAACCUAAGUCUAAGCUUACAGAUAGUGAUUGGACUGAACUUCUUAGUACACCAAGUCAGGCAACGAGUUCGACAGGGAAUAAUCGUAGUAAUGGGGUGUCCGGGAUUCGGGGCUUGAGGAAAGAUGCUAGGAAGAAAGGGAAUUUAGGGUCAAGUUUGUCCGUGCCGGAAGGAAAGAGGAAUCAAAAGAGUAAUGUUAAUGUGAUUAAGUCUGUAAGGAAGCGGGAUAUUGUGUUGGGAAAUAAGUUGAAUGGGAAGCCAAGUGAUGGGGAAGAGUCUAGCUCUUCAGGGAGGCCUUCUAGUGUUGAUAUACAGAAUGAUGGUAAGAAUUUUGAGGGGUUGGAGCUAGAUCACAAGGACACUGCUGCAAGCUUUAAGGUGAAACUGAAAGAUGAGAUCGAUCGGGAAAAUGGUUGGCAAUUGGAUUCAGAAGACCUUUCGUCCAAUGUGGAAGGCUUUUCACGAUCACUAAACAAGAACCGUUCUUUCCAAAAGAUGAUGGAAUUGGGAAAAGCUGAUGGGGUACCUGAUGUGAAGAUAGGAAUGGCUGAUGCUCACGAUCAGUUGAGAACUGCAAGUGGCAAAUCCAAGUCUAUUGGUGCCUCCAGAAGUUCAGUCUCUGAUGAUGUUAAAAGGGUCUCUCAGUCAACAAGUGAUGGAAGCUCUGAUUCAGAUUCAGAUUCUGGUUCAGCAUCCGACUCUGAAAGUGAACAUGAGAGGGAGGAAAGGAGGAGGAGGAAGGAGAGGAUUUUGGCUGAGAAAGCGGCAGCUAAAGCUGUGGAAGCCAUCAAAGAACGAGAGAAUAUGGUUGCCAGAUUGGAGGGUGAGAAGCAGAGCUUAGAGAAAAUACUUGAGGAACGAGCCAAACAACAAGCACAAGAGGCUUCAGAGCUGCAGACAACUAUGAUGGAAAUGAUGGAAGCUGUUGAGCUAGAAAAGCAGAAACAUAAUAAUACUAGAAUGGAAGCCCUCCAGCGAUUGGCUAAGCUAGAGACCACAAAUGCUGAUCUUGCAAGAUCACUUGCUACUGCUCAGAAGAAACUUGAAGUGGAGAUCAAUCAAGUAGCAGAUCUCCGACAACAAAUUGAGUUGAAAGAAGCAGCCCAUGAAGAACUCAAGAGGAGGAUCUCCAAUAGUCACCAGAGUGGAACUUAUCUGAACCAAUUAGUAGCUUCAAAGGGAAUUGAAUUUGAACGUGAAAUCCUUGAAGCGGAGUACUCUCUUGUCACUGAUAAAAUUGGGCGAUUGCAGAACAAGGCGAGACAACUGGAAGCAAGCAUUGAAUUGACAAGGAAAGAGAUGGAGGACCCAUCAGAGGUAGAAGUUGAGCUGAAGCGAAGGCUUGGACAGCUGACUGAUCAUUUAAUUCAGAAACAAGCCCAGGUUGAGGCCCUCUCCUCAGAGAAGGCAACACUGUUGUUUAGAAUUGAGGCGGUUUCAAGGAUGCUGGAUGAGAGCAAGUCCAUGAAUACGAGUGAUGCCUCAUCAAGUGAUUUAGAGUCAGGAGCAUGGGAUCUUUCUGAUUCGAAGUUGAAGCCUCUGCUCGAGGACAAAAUUCGUUCCGGCAGACGGCAACUUGGAUCAUUGCUUAUGCAGUUGGAUGCUAUAUUUGUGGCUGGUGCAAUAUUUUUAAGAAGAAAUGCAACAGCAAAACUAUGGGCUCUGGUCUACCUUGUAUGCCUUCACUUUUGGGUCAUAUACAUUCUAAUGUCACAUUCCCAAUCAUCAGAUGAGCGAAGAUCUGGUGCUGUCGUGUCCUUGGAAAACAUGAACAAAACUGCAGGUGUAUAAUUUGCUAAUUAUUUAUUUCUUAUCAAUUCUUGACCUCAACUUUUGAAAAGUCAA